CGACCAGCGCUCCGCCCGAGCCCCGCGAGCCCUCGCCGGCUCCGCGCCCGCCCCGCCCCCCGCGCCUCUCCUCGCUGUCCCCGAUGGCGUUCAAGGCCCGGGGCUGGCGGCCCCCACCGCCGCCGCUGCUCUUGCUGCUGCUCUGGGUGACCGGGCAGGCGGCGCCCGUGGCCGGCCUGGGCCUGGGCUCCGAGACGGAGCUGCAGAUCGAACAGCGCUUCGUGCCUGAAGAGUGCCCGCGCACCGUGCGCAGCGGUGACUUCGUGCGGUACCACUACGUGGGAACGUUCCCCGACGGCCAGAAGUUCGACUCCAGCUAUGACAGAGACUCCACUUUCAACGUGUUCGUGGGAAAAGGACAGCUGAUCGCGGGGAUGGACCAAGCUCUGAUCGGGAUGUGCGUAAACGAGAGGCGUUUCGUGAAGAUCCCCCCAAAGCUCGCUUAUGGCAGUGAAGGCGUUUCUGGUGUGAUCCCCCCAAAUUCAGUGCUUCAUUUUGAUGUGCUUCUGAUGGAUAUUUGGAAUUCUGAAGAUCAGGUUCAGAUUCACACUUACUUCAAGCCCCCGAGUUGCCCUCGGACCAUCCAGGUGUCUGAUUUUGUAAGGUACCACUACAACGGGACGUUCUUGGACGGGACGCUCUUUGAUUCGAGCCAUAACCGCAUGAAGACAUACGACACCUAUGUGGGAAUCGGCUGGCUGAUCCCUGGAAUGGACAAAGGCCUGCUGGGGAUGUGUGUGGGGGAAAAGCGCAUCAUCACCAUCCCCCCUUUUCUGGCCUACGGAGAAGACGGAGACGGGAAGGACAUCCCUGGGCAGGCAUCGCUGGUGUUUGAUGUGGCCUUAUUGGACCUGCACAACCCCAAGGAUGGCAUUUCCAUUGAGAAUAAGGUAGUGCCUGAAAACUGUGAGCGACGAAGCCAGAGCGGGGACUUCCUCCGGUAUCAUUACAACGGCACUCUGCUGGACGGCACCCUCUUUGAUUCCAGCUACUCCCGGAACCGCACCUUUGACACGUACAUUGGGCAGGGCUACGUGAUUGCUGGGAUGGAUGAAGGUUUACUUGGCGUUUGCAUCGGAGAGAAGCGGAGGAUUGUGGUCCCCCCUCACCUGGGGUACGGGGAGGAAGGGAGAGGGAAUAUCCCCGGCUCGGCCGUGCUGGUGUUUGACAUCCACGUGAUCGACUUCCACAACCCUUCAGACUCCAUCAGCAUCACCUCCCACUACAAGCCCCCCGACUGCUCCGUGCUGAGUAAGAAGGGAGACUACCUCAAAUAUCACUACAACGCCUCGCUCUUGGAUGGGACCCUGCUGGAUUCCACGUGGAAUUUAGGCAAAACGUACAACAUUGUUUUGGGAUCUGGACAAGUCGUGCUGGGAAUGGAUAUGGGUCUCCGGGAGAUGUGCGUUGGCGAGAAGCGGACAGUGAUCAUUCCCCCCCACCUGGGCUACGGGGAGGCUGGCGUGGAUGGAGAGGUGCCGGGCAGUGCCGUGUUGGUGUUUGACAUUGAGCUGCUGGAGCUGGUGGCCGGCCUGCCCGAGGGGUACAUGUUCAUAUGGAACGGCGAGGUGUCACCGAACCUCUUUGAAGAAAUUGACAGGGAUGGCAAUGGAGAAGUCCUGCUGGAAGAGUUCUCGGAGUACAUCCAUGCCCAGGUGGCCUCUGGCAAAGGGAAGCUCGCUCCUGGUUUUGACACUGAGAUGAUUGUGAAGAACAUGUUCACCAACCAGGACCGGAACGGAGACGGCAAGGUCACGGCAGAGGAAUUUAAACUCAAAGACCAGGAGGCCAAACAUGAUGAACUCUAACCCUGAUACAAGCCACUGUGUGACACCAAGGCCCCCGUCGUGACACGGCGUGCCAUGAGCGUGUGAGGGUCUCUCAGAAGGUGAAUUGUCAGCAAGUGGUAGUGGGUCACACAUCAAGGGGGGGGUGGAUACACAUGGUGAGAAUUUUAGGCCGAAUGCCAGUGAUACUAGACCAAAUCGGUGCGCGGUGCCUUAGCGUGGGCUGUGUAGGGUACGGAAAAGGCUGUACUGCCAACCGUUGCUCUGGGGGCCUCCUGGGUAGUUUUGUUAUUAACAGAAAAUAGUGUCAUGCAGAAGUUAUAACCAUCUUGGAGGGAACAGAAGAAAAAGGGUCCAGGAUAUCUACGUAAAGAGGGUGAAGAAAACAUUUUUUAACUCGCUGGUGUUUUAUAAGCUUUGUCCAGAUGGGCAGGAAAAAAAUACAGGGCAUGUCCCAGCAGGGUUCCCAGAAGGCCCCAGAAAACUUCUCAGUGGCCUGUACAGUGCCUUCCGGUGAGGCUGAGCCUCCACCUCCCCCCUACACACGUGCCCGUGCACGCACACACACUUUUCUAGUUAAUCACGCGCCACGCCUUGCGGUCCUCUGAUUGGCUGGGUAACUUGGAGGUUAAAAAGAAAGUCAGCGGGCCAAACUAAAGGCCUCUAGGACCACGGGUAGAGAACUUGAUUCUGUGUGCGCCACAUGCGGUUACCUGUGUCCCUCUUUCUUGUUCCCAUCGCUCCCUGUCCUGUAGUGUGCACUGAAUCCUUCGAUCAGAUACGCACAGGGCUGGCGCCAAGCCGAGCUCCAGAGUGUCACUGUGGCCGAGGUGGAUAUGUCAUCCCAACAGAUGAGCAUAAAUAAGGUGACACAUUUCUGCUGCUCCUCUGUGUCCUUGACAGGGAAGUGCCCUAAAGCCCGGGCCUCGCUCUGCAGAGGAAGACAAGGAUUUUAUACCUGCUGGCCUGUCCCCCUGUUACGCAGUAACCACCCUGCUGCCUAUGUCCUCUGUUCCCAACCGGUGGUGGCACUCACCCUGAAGUAAUCCAGGAUUUUCCUUCUGAAACUGCUUUAUUUUACUAAUUUAAAUGGUUUUGUACUGAUGUAGCUCUGUGGUAGUCUGUGCAAACGCCAUGCACUCGUUCAGUUGAAUGUUGGAAAACUGAUCUUUCCGUAUAUAAAAUGUU
This is a messenger RNA of Pteronotus mesoamericanus, 2975 nucleotides long. RefSeq names its product FKBP prolyl isomerase 9 (gene FKBP9). Gene Ontology annotation, cellular component: endoplasmic reticulum. NCBI's taxonomy places the organism in Eukaryota, Metazoa, Chordata, Mammalia, Chiroptera, Mormoopidae. The coding region runs from base 84 to 1808 and encodes 574 amino acids. The transcript has 10 exons. Gene Ontology annotation, molecular function: peptidyl-prolyl cis-trans isomerase activity; calcium ion binding. The record is from RefSeq and is a predicted model, not a curated record.